Molecule: messenger RNA, 1388 nt
Organism: Apaloderma vittatum (bar-tailed trogon)
Lineage: Eukaryota; Metazoa; Chordata; Aves; Trogoniformes; Trogonidae
Product: glutamate-rich protein 6-like
Source: RefSeq, a predicted model, not a curated record
CCUUGUCAGAAGAGUUCGGCAGUUUAGAUGUUCUGUGUGAGAUGGAGGUAAGAACUCACCCAGCAUGUAGAUACAUUUUAUGCUUAACGUUUUUACCCCUGAACAAAGAUAUGACUCCAUGCUGCUUUUGAUAUUUCCACUUUGAGUUCAAAGAGGAUUUUGUGAAGCUGUUCAAGGAAUCGCUGCUCACGCUCCCCUCCGUUGGCCUGCCCACCCUUCUGGCCUACAGACCCGAGUCGUUACGAGAAAACACACGGAUUGAGAAAUUCUGCUGCGAGCGCAAUCGAGAGCUCUACGAGUUCAUCGUAGCUGAGAGGAGGAAGCACGAAGAAGCCCGCAGCGUUCCCCGCGCUGCCGGCCCCCACAGGUCCCACCGCACCGACAGACAGCUGCGGAAGGAGAGAGCGUACCAGAGGCAGCAGGAGCGGCGAAUGGCCAGGCAGUUGGCUUUCCUGGCAGCAGAGCCCACGAGUGUGGCUGAACGUUCAAAUCAAUCCGGCACGAUCUCCUACCUGCUUUCGCGGGAGCCCCCGUCGCCGGAGGGCCCGACGCUGGUGCCUGUGGAGAGAGCAGCAAAGCCCGAGGAGGAGCCCAGCUCCUGCAGCGCCUCCUGCGAUGUCACCUGCUGUGAUUUCACCCUCGUGGGUGGGAAGGUAGUGAAGAAUGAACUGUUGGAAAAAUACUACAAACACGGAGGGAAAUUCCUCACCAUGCUUCCGGAUGGAACGGCGCAGUUAUUCUAUCCCUCUGGAAACCUGGCAAUCAUCGUUGUGCGAGAGGAAAAGCGGCUCGUUUGCAUAGUACAGGAAGACAAGCGGAGUGACGCCGGAAUACGAGCAGUAUUUAAGUCCAACGGCAGAAGCACUUGCUAUUAUCCGAAUGGAGCCGUGUGGAUAAACAUGAGUAUUCAGGGAGGGCAGUAUUUGGACCAAGCAGGCAGCCGGGUGAGAAGGUGGACGUGGCCAAACAGCACCACGUCAUCGGGACCCCACGUCCCGCUGAGCCCCAUCUUCAUCUCGCUGAACCAGCACGUGGGGGUCAGGAUUCUGGGCCAGGACAAGAUCACUGUUUCCUUCCUUGCCAUGGGGCAACAAGCAAAAUUCAGCAUGGGAACCAAAGCACAGGUCUGUGACGGCGGCCGGCUGCCUCCCCCUGCCCGGCUGGGCGAAGACGAGCUCCUGCUGCUUGCCUUCAGGGUGAGGAUCCUGCGGCUCUUCGACAGACUGCGUGCAUACUUACAUUUCCCUUCUAAGGACCAGUGGGACAAAAUCAAGCCUCCAGCAUACCUCAUCACACAGACUUUAAAGAUCUUACAGCUUUGCACAUCUUCUGACGUAAGCGAGGAGCUGCGCAGCUCGGUCAGGGCAAUAGUAAACGCUCAAGUCUGA